This is a messenger RNA of Gasterosteus aculeatus aculeatus (three-spined stickleback), 1251 nucleotides long. It is a transcript of the gene pttg1ipb, whose product is annotated as PTTG1 interacting protein b. Gene Ontology annotation, cellular component: cytoplasm; nucleus. Gene Ontology annotation, biological process: protein import into nucleus. NCBI's taxonomy places the organism in Eukaryota, Metazoa, Chordata, Actinopteri, Perciformes, Gasterosteidae. The record is from RefSeq and is a predicted model, not a curated record.
AGUAACGUCAACGUUAACGUUAGUUUGAGCGGUUCCUCCCCGCAGUCUGCGGCUCGCUCCUCGUCUCACCAUGGCCGGACUUUACAGAGCUUCCCUCUUUGUUCUUGCCUUCGUUUUAACGACCACAAAGGCGCAAACGCCGACUUCUUCUCCAGCUCCGACUCCUUGUGCCUUGAGGUCCAACACCAGUUGUGCUGAAUGCCUGCGGAAUGUGACCUGCUUGUGGUGCGCACCCAGCAAACAAUGCAUCGACUAUCCAGUGAGGAACAUCCUGCCCCCCAGCAGUGUGUGUCCAUUGAAUGACGCACGAUGGGGCUUGUGUUGGGUGAACUUCCAGAUUCUGAUCAUCACCAUGUCAGUGCUGGGUGGCGUCUUCGUUAUCGCCAUUCUCGUUUGCUGCUGCUGCUGCUGCAAGUGUGAAAGAAUCGGGAGUAAGAGAGAAGACGCUAAAGUGGAGCGGCAAACCCGUGCGAGGAAGAGCCGUCAGAAUGUGAAGAGAACAGAAAUGCAGCUGAGACACGAUGAAAUCAGGCAGAAAUACGGUAUAGCAAAGGAUAAUCCAUACGCCCGAAUGAACAAUCCGUGAGAAGGAUUUUCACCAUGAUGCCAUAAGUAAAUUGCUUAAGGAGAUUUUACUGAUGCCAGUGACAUUGAAUACAUAUGUAGCAUAUAAGAAACAGAUUAUUUGAUUUCAUGCCUGCAAAAAACACCAAUAUGUUCUGAAAUUAGUUUGUGCACUAUACAUGUAAAAAUGUUCUGUUCACCUAAUGUUUUAUAUUAUAUACACGUUGUUCUCUGUUGUUGUACCAGAUUCAUAAUUCUGUAUAAAUUAUUAUAUUACAAUGUGUUCAGUUAACUUUUUUUCUGUCAACACAAGAAACAUAGAUGUGGCAAAUCAGUCAAAACAAAAUUUCCACCAUGAUACACAAACAUUUGUUUAAUUUACCAUAAAAUGCACUGUUUCUAGAUGUAUAUAACUCAAGAGUGGAUAAGAGCUUGUGGUGCUUCUGUUAAAACUUGCAGUAUUGUUGUCAUACUAUAUUAUGACACACACUAUUUUACUGAUUUUAAUUCAUGUCUCAAGGACAUCAUUUAUUUUUAUAUAAAAAGCUCAUUUGUCACAUGUAACUAAUUUAACACCUUUUGCCUUCAGAAUUUGUUUAAGAACUUUCCUGGAUAAAACAAAUGUAACUAAAUGUGAAAGAAGUAUUUUGUUGCCGCUUUUGUAAAAAUAAAUUGAAAUGAAAUCGA